Molecule: messenger RNA, 309 nt
Organism: Dictyostelium discoideum AX4
Lineage: Eukaryota; Evosea; Eumycetozoa; Dictyosteliales; Dictyosteliaceae
Exons: 2
Coding region: 1-309 (102 amino acids)
Source: RefSeq, a predicted model, not a curated record
AUGUUUGGUAUUUUUAAUCAUUUGAACAACACAACAUCUUCAACAAAAAUUACACCAAUAACAGUCUCAAUUGAAUAUGAAACAAAAGAUAUUUUAGUUGAUUCAGAUGCAGAAAAAUAUGAAUGUAAUUAUUAUUCAGAAUAUUCUAUUGGAAAUCAUGCAAGUGCUCUUCAAUGCAAAGAAGGUCAUUUAGUUUGUUCAAAUUGUUGGGAAAGUCAUUUAAGAACAAAAAAAGAUUGUAUGAUUUGUAAAAUGCCAAUUUCAGAAUUAUCAAGAAAUAGAAUUUUUGAAAAUGAAUAUUCUGAUUGA